GAACUAAGACUAAUAAGACCAUGGCCUUCAAUUCUUCAUCCGUGUAAUAUCGUUUUAAAGGCGACAAGUGAUAUUCUAUUAUAUUUUUUCUAUUUGUCAAUUUUACUUAUAUUAUAUUAUUAUCACUAUUUAAUAUGUGAAUCUGCAUUUGGUGAUCGAGUUGUGCUCUGGUGGGGAACUCUUCGAUCGGAUUAUAACCAAAGGGAGCUAUUCAGAGCGUGAAGCAGCGAUGAUUACAAGGGAAAAUGUGAAUGUGGUUCAUGCGUGUCAUUUUAUGAGGAUUCAAUUCUAUCAAAAUUAACGAUCAGAAUACAUUCUGAGUAAAAGAGGCCAUGGCUCACAUGAUAUUCAGUUUCAUGGUGGAUGCAACUCUCUCCUGGGUUUUUUCACUCAUCAUAUAUGAAAUCAUUCUUGCUUGGAAUCUCAAUGACGACACGAGAUGCCUUCAAGAUUCCCUCACCAUGAUUCGUGCUGUACUUCAAGAUGCAGAGGAACAACAGACCAGGAGAGAACCUGUGAGGCCUUGGCUGAAGAAGCUCAGAGAUGUAGCUUAUGAGGGUGAUGCCGUGUUAAAUAAGUUACGGAUCGACGAUAUUCGACAAAUGGUUGAGAUGCUAGACCAAUCGGGAACAAAGGUGCAGAAGAUACUGUUGCAGACUUGUGUGCAGAAGUUGCAGAUCUGUUUUCAACUCUUGGGGCUUGUAAAAUUGUCUUAAAGUUUCACGCACACUUGAAGAUACUGUGGACUGCUAUUAUUAUAUCCAAAUUGCUUUUGCACUCGAUUAAACCCUCGUAUUGGAAAAAUCACUUCAUGUUUAUUGUUUCAGCGUUAAAUUUGCUUGCUUCAUUUCCACUCACUUUUUUGGUGAUUUCCUUCACAAGGUAGCUAUGGAGCUUCAUGAAGGGCAUGUUGGGAGAUAUUCUUCCAUAUAAUACUUCACGAGGUAAUUUGUAUAACUGGAUAACAAACUAAUAUGAGAAAAGAAAUUAAAAUUACUCCAUUCAUUCAAGGAGAUUAGGAUUACCAACGCGGAUACUUUAAAAUUCUUGUAUGCUUAUCAAUUCUGAUAAUCUUAAUAUUUAUUAGAGACUGCGAGAUGCAAGAUUAUGCCAGAUGCACAGCUGCAUUAUUUUCUCUGCAAAUUUUUGCUUUUAUUCAAGCCAAUUAGGAAAAGAAAAAAUUCAUUCAACUGUGUAGGAGUAAAAGUGUUUAAACAACUGGAAUUUCUAGUUUUAGCAGUAGGCAAGAAAGUUUGCAAGUUAAAAAGUUGGAAGAUAGAUAAAGCAACUGAUCUGAUUUUAUUUCAUUCAAAGUGCAGAAUUUAUAUAAGAAAAAAAAAUGACAAAUUACCUACUUUUAUGGUCUCUUACAACUGAAAUCAUAACAAAUGUAAUCUAAAAUCCAGCAAAAACCCGCAAAUCUUCGUACUUGAGAGAUUGCAGCAACAACCUUCAAAGACCAAGUCUUCAGUGAUUGGAACUUGGAAUGUCAACAUCUGAACACUCAUCCUUGACAUCUAGGUGACAAACACCUAUCUUUUGUUUAAGAACUUCAAAUCUUUCUUUUGGCAAUGGCUUGGUAAACAAAUCAGCAAAUUGAUCUUCAGAAGAACAAUGAACAAGCAACACUUCAUUGGAUUCUUGAACUUCUCUAAUAAAAUGAAACUUGAUCUUUAUAUGCUUUGUCCAACCAUGAAACACUGGAAUUUUUGAAAUUGAAACUGCAGAAAUGUUGUCAACCAUAACUUGAAUUGCCCCAACUUGUUUUUGCCCCAAAUCUUCCAAUAAUUUUCUUAACCG
Messenger RNA from Hevea brasiliensis (rubber tree), 1800 nucleotides. RefSeq names its product disease resistance protein RGA2-like. Bases 333 to 716 code for a protein of 127 amino acids. The transcript has 3 exons. The record is from RefSeq and is a predicted model, not a curated record. NCBI's taxonomy places the organism in Eukaryota, Viridiplantae, Streptophyta, Magnoliopsida, Malpighiales, Euphorbiaceae.